AACAGCCAAGUCCCGCCAACCUUUGCGUCCCUCGUCACCACCCUCGCCCUCGGACUCCCUCGCUGUCGAAAUGGCCACCGCAGAGCUCGCCGCCACCUACGCCGCCCUCAUCCUCGCCGACGAUGGCGUUGAAAUCACCUCCGAUAAAAUCCUCGCCUUGACGAACGGUGCGAACGUCGAGCUCGAGCCGAUAUGGGCAUCGCUCCUCGCGAAGGCGCUGGAGGGCAAGAACGUCAAGGACUUGCUAUUGAACGUCGGCUCCGGCGGCGGUGCGCCCGCAUCCGGCGCUGCCCCGGCCGCUGCUGGUGGCGCUGCCGCCGCGGAGGCACCGAAGGAGGAGGAGAAGAAGGAGGAAGAGAAGGAGGAGUCUGACGACGACAUGGGCUUCGGUCUCUUCGACUAAGCGUCCCGUCCUCCCUUUCCUAUCUAUGCCCUUCAUGUGCUCCCUUUUGCCACUACCCAUAUGUGCAUAUGCUGUCGUGUAACACUGCAAAAGACCUUAAAAACGGCAGCCCUGG
Schizophyllum commune H4-8 is the source of this 518-nucleotide messenger RNA. RefSeq names its product 60S acidic ribosomal protein P1. The record is from RefSeq and is a predicted model, not a curated record. Gene Ontology annotation, molecular function: structural constituent of ribosome; protein kinase activator activity; ribonucleoprotein complex binding. The transcript has 4 exons. Gene Ontology annotation, biological process: translational elongation; cytoplasmic translation. The coding region runs from base 71 to 403 and encodes 110 amino acids. Gene Ontology annotation, cellular component: cytosolic large ribosomal subunit; ribosome. Lineage: Eukaryota; Fungi; Basidiomycota; Agaricomycetes; Agaricales; Schizophyllaceae.